Molecule: messenger RNA, 638 nt
Organism: Salvia splendens (bonfire salvia)
Lineage: Eukaryota; Viridiplantae; Streptophyta; Magnoliopsida; Lamiales; Lamiaceae
Product: ATP-dependent Clp protease proteolytic subunit
Exons: 3
Coding region: 48-638 (196 amino acids)
Biological process (GO): protein quality control for misfolded or incompletely synthesized proteins
Cellular component (GO): endopeptidase Clp complex
Molecular function (GO): ATP-dependent peptidase activity; serine-type endopeptidase activity; ATPase binding
Source: RefSeq, a predicted model, not a curated record
UUUCCACAUCAAAGUGAAAUAUAGUAUUUCAUUUUUUCUUUCAAUCCAUGCCUAUUGGUGUUCCAAAAGUGCCUUUCCGAAGUCCUGGAGAGGAAGAUUCAUCUUGGGUUGACGUAUACAACCGACUUUAUCGAGAAAGAUUACUUUUUUUAGGCCAAGAGGUUGAUAGCGAGAUCUCGAAUCAACUUAUUGGUCUUAUGGUAUAUCUCAGUACAGAAGAUGAGACCAAAGAUCUUUAUUUGUUUAUAAACUCUCCUGGCGGAUGGGUAAUUCCCGGAGUAGCCAUUUAUGAUACUAUGCAAUUUGUACGACCAGAAGUCCAAACAGUAUGCAUGGGAUUAGCCGCUUCAAUGGGAUCUUUUAUUCUGGUCGGAGGAAAAAUUACCAAACGUCUAGCAUUCCCUCACGCUUGGGUAAUGAUCCAUCAACCUGAUAGUUCUUUUUAUGAAGCACAAACAGGAGAAUUUAUCCUGGAAGCGGAAGAACUACUGAAACUACGCGAAACCCUCACAAAGGUUUAUGUACAAAGGACGGGCAAACCUUUAUGGGUUGUAUCUGAAGACAUGGAAAGAGAUGUUUUUAUGUCAGCAACAGAAGCCCGAGCUUAUGGAAUUGUUGAUCUUGUAGCAGUUGAAUGA